Plectropomus leopardus (leopard coralgrouper) is the source of this 1242-nucleotide messenger RNA. It is a transcript of the gene rnaseh2a, whose product is annotated as ribonuclease H2, subunit A. Gene Ontology annotation, biological process: mismatch repair; DNA replication, removal of RNA primer. NCBI's taxonomy places the organism in Eukaryota, Metazoa, Chordata, Actinopteri, Perciformes, Serranidae. The record is from RefSeq and is a predicted model, not a curated record. Gene Ontology annotation, molecular function: RNA-DNA hybrid ribonuclease activity; RNA binding. Gene Ontology annotation, cellular component: ribonuclease H2 complex.
CUUUCUAGAGGCGCCAAAUCCGCUGCGGACAGAAACACAACACGAAGUUUUUUUUAAGGCAACCUGCACAGUCUAAAUAGCCAGCUGUCAUGGACCUCGGCCCCUUUGAAACAGACAACUCUGUCAGCUGCCGGCUGAGCUCUCAGGUCCCUGAUGUGUGCCGGACUGAGGACUGCUGUCUGGGCAUCGACGAGGCGGGCAGGGGCCCCGUGCUGGGGCCCAUGGUGUAUGGAAUAUGUUUCUGUCCAGUUUCCAAAAAGGAGGAGCUGAAGAACUUGAAAGUGGCAGAUUCAAAGACACUCUCAGAAGCAGAACGAGAGAAUCUUUUCCAAAAACUGGAUGAAGCCAAAAGUUUUGUAGGCUGGGCUCUGCAGAUUCUUUCACCAAACACCAUCUCCACCAGCAUGUUACAGAGGACAAAAUACAACCUCAACGCUCUUUCACAUGAUACAGCAAUCGGCCUAGUUCAGUAUGCUUUGGACAGUGGAGUUCAGCUCACAGAGGUAUAUGUGGACACAGUUGGCCCAGCAGAGAAAUAUGAGGAGAAACUCUCAAAGCUGUUUCCAGGUAUCACUGUGACUGUGAGGCCAAAGGCUGACUCCCUCUUCCCCAUCGUCAGUGCAGCCAGUAUCUGUGCAAAGGUGGCCAGGGAUCGCGUUGUGAAGACCUGGAACUUUGCUGAGGACUUGGGAGAUGUGGAUACAGACUACGGCUCAGGAUACCCAAACGACCCCAAAACUAAAGCAUGGCUCCUGAAGUACCUGGAUCCAGUGUUCGGUUACCCCCAGUUUGUUCGAUUUAGUUGGAGCACUGCCCAAACCCUGAUGGAGAGCAAGGGUGUGACUGUCCACUGGGACGACGAGGACGAGGACGGGGAGAAGGCAGCCCAGCGGCAGAACAACAGAUCCAUGUUGUCCUACUUUGGUGCAUCAGCAGGAGGUAACGCCCAAAACCCGACCCACCAGACACACCGCUUCUUCACUGAGCGGAGGUUGAAGAGCCUCGACACACUCUGAAGACCAAACAGUAGAGGACACACACACACGCACAGAUGGGAACUGAUACACACUUUCUGAGAUUUUCAUGUGCAGUCCGAACAGUUGGGUCUUCAGCACAGACGUGGACUGAUAAAACAUUGCAGACAUGUUAUGUUUGUAUCACCAGUGCAGACCUAAAUGAUCUAUCUUUAUUUUUCCUUUUUGUAUUUGUUUUUUAAUACAUAAAAAUGAUCUUUAAAAGUCA